This is a messenger RNA of Plasmodium knowlesi strain H, 2634 nucleotides long. Its product is annotated as conserved Plasmodium protein, unknown function. The transcript has 3 exons. The record is from RefSeq and is a predicted model, not a curated record. NCBI's taxonomy places the organism in Eukaryota, Apicomplexa, Aconoidasida, Haemosporida, Plasmodiidae. Bases 1 to 2634 code for a protein of 877 amino acids.
AUGCACAGCGCAGAGGAGGAUGAGAAGAGUGAUCACCAGGCCCAUUUGAAGGAUGAAGACCCUCAGGAUAUAAAUACUUUGGAAGAAGAUGUGGGAGAAAUAAACCCUCGUACAAGUGGCACUACCCCUUUUGAAGAAGAAGAAAAGGCGGAUCUGAAAAGAGAAGAACAGGAAGAUGUAUCUUCGUUACAUCAUAGCGACAUAUUGGAUUUUUAUUUCCAUGACAAAUCGGAAGGAGAGCCGAACAGGGGUAGUGGAGUUGGUAAUUCCGUUGAUCAUGAAAGGGUUGUGAAUGAUGAACCAGUGGAGCAUUGCUCAGAUGGUAACCACCAUAAGGAUGAAAAAGAUGAUGAAGGUGAUGGCUCAAGUGACAAGGCUACCCCAAAAAACUGUGUCAAUGGAGAUAGCGCUGCCGAACCGGGUGCAAGGGACCCAUUUCUCUUGGGGGUUAGGGAGGAUGCUGACAUGGACAUAAGUAUCAAUCAAGAAAAGGAGAGAUCGUGCAUUCCCCCUAAUGAGGCGUCAGAAAAUAGUUACGAAGCUGUGCAGGUGAAAGUUCACAACGUCGACUUGAUGGAUGCAGAUAGCAACGCUCUUGAAGAGAUGAACGAAGGAAGGUCUGAGAAGUCGGAUGACGGAAAGAUGAAGAUGAAGAUUCAUAACCUACUCAAACUGAUAGGUCUCCUCAAGGCUCAGAUAAAUCAGAAGGAUCACGAGAUAUAUCAAAUGGAAUUGGACUUCAAGUUGAAGAAUCAGCAGUGCGAUAGAAGCAGUGGGCACCUGAACGAUAUGUUCGUAGAAAAUGACACCUUCUCCGACAACACGGAAGGGGCAUCAGGGGGCCCAGCGUCGAUGUCCGGUGGGGUAGGUGUUGCAGGAGGGAGAAGCUGUCCAGAGGGGGGAGAUUUCCUAAUGAGAAAAAUGAAGAGCAUUUUAAUUUCGCAGAAUGAAGAAAUUGUAAGUCUGAAUGAGGAGCUGAAAAAAAAAACGAAAGAACUGUUUUUUCUGAAUGAAGAAAACAUGACGAAGAAUGAAAAGCUAGCUGAGUUGAAAAAAGAGAUCGAAGAAAACUACUUGCAUCUCAGGGCAUAUAAGAAUGUGAAAAAUGAAAUGGAGAUAGAUGCGAAUAACAAAGUACAUCGUGUUGAAAACUAUCUUAACGUAACGAAUCAAAAACUAUUAAAAAAUGACAUAUCCAUAAAGGAAAAGAGACUCAAUAUAGAAAAACAGAAGAGAGUAAUAAAGGAAUUGUACAAUCAGCUAAACAAGAAGGAAGAAAAAAUUACUGAACUCAGAAGCAUUAUCGAAAGUAUCGAACUUAACAACAACAGAGAUAUUAUAAAAUACAAACAAAGCAACACAGACCUCAUUAAUAGACUAAGUCUAAAUAACUCCCUGAUGAAUAGCCAAAAAAUAGAAAUAGAAAAUAUGCACAUGAAUUAUAAGCAACUAGAAGAGGAACUGAAAAAUAAAGACAACGAACUAAAGAAGCUUCACGAGAAUUUGCUAGCCAAGGAUGAAGAAAAUAACAAAAUGGUGCACGAUAUCAAUCGGUUAAAAUUCGACAUGGAAAUAAAAAACAUCGAUGUCGUUAACGUAAAGCAAAAAAUCAAACAUGUAAAGAAGGAGUGUGCUAUCCAUUUGAAAAAACAGAAGGAACACUUCACCAGUGUCAUUAACGAAAUUUAUAAGGAGAAGGACGAGGCCAUUCAGGGCCACGUGGAGGAGUUCGCCAAGCUCUCCGCGCACUACAACGAGGUGCUUGCGGCUAACGAGACCAUCCAAAAUGAGCUGAACAUUCUGAAGGACGAAGUCUUGAAGAAAGCGUGCGAGGUGGAGAAACUGCAGGACAGACUGCUCGACUACGAAUCCAAACUACUAAUUUACGAAAAUAACAACGAAAUUAAAAUACUUAAAAAGAAUGAAGACCAUUUAAGGAAACUCCUUAGCAAACACAUUCACAGAAAUGAGAAGCUACUGAACACCACCCUGCUGCUACAGAAAUCUACACUAGAAAACAACACACUGGAAAAAAAAAUAAUUGAAUUGAAGGCAAAGACGUAUAGGAAAGACCAAGAGAUAAAGAAACUACAAGAAACGAACUGUAAAAAAAAAAACUCCAUAAGGAACAGUAACAUUUCACAAAGAGACGACUCUAUCGAAUUGAGUGAUCAUUUGAAGGAUCACUACUCCAGUGGAGAAAGGAGGAGAAUCGCGCCAGAUAGCUUGAUGCAGUACACAGAUGACUGUCUCGGUGCGAGAAACAACAUGCUUGAUUAUAACAACGGGGCGGAAAAAAACAACGCACUCGAUGCUAUGCUAUUCGAGGGUGAAAGCAACCUGAUCAUGGGGGUGAAAGAUGACGCAGGCUCGGAGGUGUCACUUCCCCUGGGGACGCCAGUAGCCACGAACAGUGCUUUCGCGGAUGAUCCAGUGUAUGUGGCCCUCUGCGAAUUCAGCCAUAGCAUCAAAGAAACCAAUAUCCCAUUUCAGAUGAAAAAAAUAAACGGAAACUUGUACCUCCUUAACGGUAAGGAAGUCCUCAUAAAAUUCAUAAACGGAGAUUUAUAUGUAGAGGACGGAUCGCAUUUGGUCAAAUUAAAUGAUUUCCUACUAACCAAUGGACCCAGCUAA